This is a messenger RNA of Helianthus annuus (common sunflower), 3300 nucleotides long. RefSeq lists its product as uncharacterized. The record is from RefSeq and is a predicted model, not a curated record. The coding region runs from base 1 to 3300 and encodes 1099 amino acids. NCBI's taxonomy places the organism in Eukaryota, Viridiplantae, Streptophyta, Magnoliopsida, Asterales, Asteraceae. The transcript has 4 exons. Gene Ontology annotation, biological process: DNA integration. Gene Ontology annotation, molecular function: nucleic acid binding; RNA-DNA hybrid ribonuclease activity.
AUGGUUCAAGGAGGUCCGUCACGAAGACCAAAUAAACGAAACUAUGAUCAACAUUGGAGAGAACAGGAAGUCGUGUUCCCUGCUGUUCCUGGGGGCCCUCAGGAAGAACGACUACUCGAUUCAGAAGAUAAAGCACGUUUGGAACCGGUCGAUUUUCCCCUCACCGGAUUCUGUAAUGAAGCUGUAUUCCCAUUAGGGCAAAUCGCUUUCCCGGUGACUUUAUCAGAUGGCAAACAUUCACGAACAGUUACAGUCAAUUUCAUGGUCAUGCCAGCAACAUCACGUCAUGAUGUUUUGCUCGGGAGAAGGUCACAAAGAGAAUUCAGCAUGAUCACUUCCAUUCCACAUGCUGCUUGUGGAUUCCCGACAGAAACCGGAGUUGCAAUUCUCUAUUCAAGCAAAGAAGUUAUGUCCGUGGACGACGAACCACCAGCAAAGGUAGUCAAACCUUCGGCACUAAACGAACCAGAGAAAUGGGUCCUAAACAACGAAUACCCAGAGCAGACCAUUCUGCUAGGACAAGCCAUUUCACCAGCAACACGCAUACAACUGAAAGAGUUGUUGUUUAACAACAAAGAUAUAUUUGCUUGGUGCCCAGCAGGCAUGACUGGAGUUCCAUACGACAUCGCGCAACAUUGUCUAAACAUCAAACCAUCAGUAGAACCUGUUGCUCAGGGGAGGCGCAGCUUCAGUGAAGAAAAAGCAAAAGCGAUGGAUGAGCAAGUGGCAGAGUUACUCAAUGCGGGAAUCUUGCGCGAAGUCCAGAUGAAAAAAGAAGACGAAGACAAAACCGCGUUCCGCACAGAUAAAGGCAUCUACUGCUACACGAAAAUGCCGUUCGGUUUGCGCAACGCAUGCGCAACUUAUCAACGCCUAAUGGACACAGUCUUUAGCGAGGAUAUUGGCAAAACUGUCGAAGUAUACAUGGAUGACCUCGUCAUCAUGAGUCAUGAAGAAGAGACAAUGCUCAACAAUAUCCAGCGCACGUUCGAUUCCUUACGUAGCGUGAACUUAAAACUUAACCCGACAAAAUGCUCCUUCGGCAUGGAAGAAGGAAAAUUUUUGGGUUUCAUAGUUACAAGAGACGGCUUUAAGGUCAAUCCAGAAAAAGUGCAGGCCAUCCAGUUAAUGCCAUCACCUGCAACAGUCAAAGAAAUGCAAAGGCUCGCCGGACGAUUAGCAGCUCUGAACAGAUUCUUGGCUAAUCAUGCGGCAAAAUCUUAUCCAUUUAUCAGUACGCUGCGAAACUGCGGAAAGAAAACUCCUUUCCAAUGGAUGCCUGAAGCAGAAGCAGCAUUCAAACAAAUGAAAGAAUGUUUAAUUCAAUUGCCAACACUGACCGCGCCAAAAGAAAAAGAACCAUUAAUCUUAUAUCUGUCGGCCGCGGAAGUAGCAGUAGGCGCAGUAUUAAUGGUAGAACGGGAAAAUAUCCAGACUCCAAUCUACUAUAUCAGCAAAAUGCUCACUGGCCCCGAAACUCGUUACUCAAUGAUAGAAAAAUUGGUUCUAGCACUAGUACACGCAUCCAGACGCUUGUGCAGGUACUUCUCAGGCCAUGUCAUCACAGUCCUCACAAAUUAUCAUUUAGGCCAAAUCUUGUCAAAACCUGAUGUGGCGGGAAGAUUAGCUAAAUGGGCCAUUGAGCUGGGAGGCUACAACAUUUUUUACAAACCAAGACCAGCAAUCAAAGGGCAAGUUCUAGCAGACUUCGCCACUGAAGUUCCCAUCGAUAAAAUACAAGAAUGUGAGGCAAUCCAGAACCCAACACCUGUUUUCGACGACAGAGUCUGGACCUUACACACAGAUGGUGCUUCCAACGAUGAUGGAGCAGGAGCAGGCCUCCGAUUAAUCAGUCCGGAUAAUCACGAACUUACAUAUGCAAUACACUUAUAUUUCCAAAGUACCAACAAUGAAGCAGAAUACGAAGUAUUUUUAGCAGGUCUCCGUCUAGCACUCAAAAUGGGGGCAAGAAACCUUGAAGCCAAUGUUGACUCAAAGAUAGUAGCUGAACAAGUUAAUGGUCGUUAUGAUGCGAAAGGGGAAGCUAUGGCGUUGUACCUUGAACAAGCGCGGAUGUUAAUCAGCCAAUUUCAAACGUUUAAAAUAAAUCACAUAAACAGAAGCGAGAACAAGCACGCUGACGCACUAAGUAAGUUAGCUGCUACCAGCUUUAAGCACUUAGCAAAGGAGGUGCGCAUAGAGGUAUUAUCCAACCCUUCUAUUCAUCUCAAGCAAGUAAGCGUCAUAGAAAUGGGAGAUCCAUCCUGGAUGUCUCCAAUCAUAUUGUACCUUCAACACGAAAAACUUCCGGAAGGAAAGGCAGAAGCUCGAAAAAUACAACACAAAGCAAUAAAUUACGAGAUGGCGGAUGGCGUCCUUUAUCGAAAGUCAUUCAUGGGCCCAUUACUACGCUGUGUUGAUAAAACAGACGCCAAAUACCUAGUCAGAGAAAUCCACGAGGGAUUAUGCGGGAUACACGCGGGACCGCGCAUGGUCGUGGCAAAAAUAAUGAGCGCCGGAUACUACUGGCCAGGAAUGCACAUGGACGCAGUUGAUCUAUUAAGAAGAUGCGAGGCAUGUCAACGCCACGCACCAAAGACACUCCGACCCAAAAAUCCAUUCGGGUUACCAUUGCGCAUUAUUUCUGACAAUGGUACAAACUUCGCCGCAGAAGAUCUUCAAAAAUGGUUCAAAGAAAUGAAGAUCGAGCACAACUUUGCCUCUGUUGCGCAUCCUCAAGCGAACGGUCAGGUAGAAAGCGUAAACAAACAAAUCGUUGACGGCAUAAAAGCGCGACUUGGGACAGCGUGCAGAGGGUGGGUUGACGAACUUCCCAGCAUCCUCUGGGCGCAUCGAACAAUGCCAAAAACUAGCACCCGAGAAACUCCGUUCAGUCUAGUCUAUGGGUCUGAGGUGGUCAUUCCAGCUGAGAUAGGUUUACCGUCACCGCGCAUGUUAGCCAUGGAAAAACAGAACAAUGAACAAGAGCGAAGAAUGGAUUUGGAUCUUCUGGAAGAGAGGCGCGAGAACGCUGCCAUAACGGAAGCAAGGUACAAAUCCAAGCUCGAAAAAUAUUACAAUGCGCGCGUGCGUGUUUGCACCUUUGUCCCUGGCGAUUUUGUCCUACGCGACAACGAGGCUUCAAAUGCCGAAAAGCCCGGCAAAUUAGCGCCAAGGUGGGAAGGACCGUACGUCAUUAACGAGGUCUUAGGCAAGGGGGCAUAUACCCUAAAAAGGAUCGAUGGGACCCUAGUCCCCCGCACCUGGAACGCACAACAGUUGCGCAGGUGUUACAUAUGA